Exophiala spinifera is the source of this 1068-nucleotide messenger RNA. RefSeq lists its product as uncharacterized. The record is from RefSeq and is a predicted model, not a curated record. The transcript is spliced from 3 exons. NCBI's taxonomy places the organism in Eukaryota, Fungi, Ascomycota, Eurotiomycetes, Chaetothyriales, Herpotrichiellaceae. Gene Ontology annotation, molecular function: oxidoreductase activity, acting on the CH-OH group of donors, NAD or NADP as acceptor. The coding region runs from base 1 to 1068 and encodes 355 amino acids.
AUGUCUGAGAAAAAGGAGUUGCCCACCACUCUCGUCACGGGCGGCAACGGGUUUGUCGGCGCCAGCGUCAUUUCAGCCUUGCUGUCCACCUCCCACAACCACAAGGUCAUCCUGGCCGUGCGCAACACGUCCUCGGCCGAGGCCCUGGUCGCCGCGCACCCAGAGUGGCCCAACGAUCAUAUUACGAUCCACGCGGUGCCCGACUUCACGGUGCCGGGCGCGUUCGACAGCGUGUUCCGCGAGCACGACGACAUCGAGUACGUCGUGCACGUCGCGGCGCCGCUGCUGGACGACCCGCGCAACACCGACUUUGUGGAGCACUUUGAGAAGCCCAGCGUCCUGGGCAACGUCGGCCUCCUUACCAGCGCGAAGCAGUACGGCAAGAACGUGAAGGCCGUCAGUGUCACGGGCAGCAUCAACGCCAUCACGCUGGGCGACCAGGACGACGUCAAGAAGCGCGUCUUUGGGAACGACGAGUGGUUGUCUCUGGACCGCGAGGAUGCCAUCAAGGCUCAACACAACUAUAUCUCAUACUGCGUCGGCAAGAAACUGGCCGAAAAGGCAUUGUGGCAAUUCGUCCAAGACGAACAUCCCUCUUUCACCGUGACAAACUUCAUGCCCCCUCUGAUCUUCGGACCCAUGGAGCAAAACGUCACGAGCGUGGACAAGGUCAACUUCAGCAACUCGCAGAUUCUCGCCAUCAUGAACAGUGCCACGUCCUCGGAUGACAAGAAGGUCCCGACGACCAUGUUUCCGGCAUAUAUCGACGUCCGAGACCUAGCAGAGCUACAGAUUCAAGCCCUCACCAACCCCAAAGCGGCCAACAGGCGCUUCAUAGUCGGGUUCCCCAUGUUCUUCAAUGACUUCGCCGACGCCCUGCGCGCCAAUAUACCAGAGCUAAAGGGUCGGGUUGGCGAGAACAAUGACGACUCCGAAACCUUGACGCCGGUGAGGAUCGACACCCACGAUGCCGACUCGGUGUUUGAUAUCAAGUUCCGCACUUUACAGGAGACCGCGGUCGACACGGCCGCUCGAAUCCUCAAACUUGAGGCUGCUGCGACGCGUUGA